Messenger RNA from Castor canadensis (American beaver), 2649 nucleotides. NCBI's taxonomy places the organism in Eukaryota, Metazoa, Chordata, Mammalia, Rodentia, Castoridae. The record is from RefSeq and is a predicted model, not a curated record.
ACUCAGGGAACCCUAACACGUCUAGACCGCGGUGCGUGACAUGCUCUCCUGUUCCCAGCACCCAGCGCUGGCCGGGAUGUUCGUCCUCGUGGAGAUGGUGGACACCGUGCGGAUACCCCCGUGGCAGUUCGAGAGGAAGCUCAACGAUUCCAUUGCUGAGGAGCUGAACAAGAAGUUGGCCAACAAGGUCGUGUACAACGUGGGACUCUGCAUCUGUCUGUUCGAUAUCACCAAGCUGGAGGAUGCGUAUGUGUUCCCAGGGGAUGGUGCGUCACAUACCAAAGUCCACUUCCGUUAUGUGGUAUUCCACCCGUUCCUGGAUGAGAUUCUGAUUGGGAAGAUCAAGGGCUGCAGCCCAGAGGGAGUGCAUGUCUCUCUAGGGUUCUUCGAUGACAUUCUCAUCCCCCCAGAGUCACUGCAACAGCCUGCCAAGUUCGAUGAAGCAGAGCAGGUAUGGGUAUGGGAGUAUGAGACAGAGGAAGGAGCGCAUGACUUGUACAUGGACACAGGCGAGGAGAUCCGAUUCCGGGUGGUGGACGAGAGCUUUGUGGACACGUCUCCCACAGGGCCAAGCUCAGCUGAGGCCACCUCUUCCAGUGAAGAGCUGCCAAAGAAGGAGGCUCCCUACACGCUUACGGUGAGACAUCCUGAUGGUGCAGCCGGGAUCACUGGGUGGCAGAAAAGCCCUGUGUGCAGCGGUGGGGGCUACGUCCUUGAGAUUCCACUCCUGGAACCCCUCUCUAGCAGGUCAGGUCCAGCUUUCUUGUGUGGCCUUUGCCUGUCACUUCUCCCUGCAGAGCCUGUUUCUGCAGGCUGAGGCCAUGAGCUGACAAAACUGCCAUGGAUGUUGGGGAGGGUGAGUGGGAACCAAUCACCUGCCUGCAUGAGGGACAGUGCACAUGCAGGAUGGUAAGUCCACAAGGGGUGCCCCCCCCCUUUAGUACUGGGUUUCAACUCAGAACUUCACACUUGCUAGACAGGUGCUCUACUGCUUGAGCCAUACCUCUAAUCCUUUUUGCUCUGGUUAUUUUGGAGAUAGGGUCUUGCAUUUUUGCCCAGGCUGGUCUGCACUGCAAUUGUAUUGCGUUUCCUGCCAUGGCUGGGAUUAUAGGCACAUACCACCACACCCAGCUGAGAGUAAGGGGAAGUCUCCAGGAAAGAGUGGCCCUCAGAGUUGGGCCACUUCCUGGGCAUAUAUUUGGAGUUUGGCUGUCAUGGACACUGCACUAUUUCUGGUGGGAGGGUAGACUUGAGAAGGGUACCUGACCUCCCACUAAGACCUUGGAGCCAGUAAACCAGUGCUUUUCUACAGGCCUAAGAAAGGUGGGGACCAGAAGGUCUGCACCCUAUCUCCUCCAGUGUGACUUCCAGUUCCCCCAAAGUCUCAUGGCUGUUGUGUGCCCCAUCUGCCCUUUGCCUGUGCUGGGCGUGCCAGGUGCUAAAUAGGAUGGCCUCUUUAUCUCCUGAGGUGGUCAAGUCCUGAGUGGCAAUGAAACACCUCUUUUCCCUUUGCAGGGAUCCAUUAGCGAGCCUGGCCUGGGUCUUCUCUCCUGGUGGACCAGCAGCUAGCCCUGGGGUUCGACAAUGACCCAGCCCUCUGGAGACCCCAUCCCAGGUCUUGGGGAAGGUGGUGCAGCCAGCAUUGAAGACAGUAGCUGAGCAGAUAAGGAGAAAUCUACUGCCUACAGCCGGAACAUGUUUAUCCCCUUCCACUACUAUCCUGACCCUGCUCUUUCCAGAGCUGCCCCUGAAAUCCUGCUCCAGUGGACUGUUUUGUUGUUUUUUCAGUGCUGGGGAUGGCCUUUCACACUAGGCAAGCACUCUACCACUGAGCCACACCAGCAGUUCCAGUUCCGUCUCAUCCUGUGGACUCUGAUGUCAGCAGACAUUAAAUAAGCGAUGACAGCAUCAGCAAGGAAGGGGCCCCCUUGUCUCAACAGCCAAUGUCACAACUAAGGUCACUGAAUUGCCAAGCCAAGUCACUUGGAGAUGACUUCCACUGACCCUCUGCACCCCCAGCAUCUGGAAGAAUAGGGUAGCUAAUGAAAUCAGCCAAACCAGCUCUCAAUCUAGAAAGUGGAGGCUGUGGGUUUUGCUAACCCUAGAUGGAAGCGUGGUGUUAUCCCCCACAGUACAGCAAGAAGCCUGGGGUCCGCUGCCACACAGCUGAGGCUGAGGCUGCUAGUGAUGCCCCAGAUCUGUCUGGACAAGACACUUGUUCAGCAGGACUGCUGGAUCCUCCUGUCCCUUCUAUCCCCACUGGCACCAGGACACUUGUGCAGUAUGUCUUAUCCUCCAUGGAGUCUUUCCAGCUCAUUGGAGCCACCAAUGUGACGGUGCUGGGUAGUGCCAACUAAUGCUCCCUCAAGAGGAGGAGCCUGUUCUUCACCAGGGCCUACUGCUGAAGGGGCUCAGGAUUGUAUGCAGCAUUCCCCAGUUGUGACCUUGGGCAUAUUUGCUUUCCAGGGUGGUCUCAACCUUAACACCGGCUUUGCCCACUCUCAGGGUGAUUAGAAAGCUGCAUGAGAUCAUGCCUGGCAUGUUAGUGCCAGGAGGAGAAAAGGAAGAGAGGUAGUGAUGGGGAGAUCUUUUCUGCCAUUCUCAGAUCACCUUCACUGCGGUAACUGGUCCAGAUGUGACUGUGGCUGG